Ostertagia ostertagi is the source of this 354-nucleotide messenger RNA. NCBI's taxonomy places the organism in Eukaryota, Metazoa, Nematoda, Chromadorea, Rhabditida, Trichostrongylidae. The record is from the annotation of a GenBank genome assembly.
AUGGGUAAGAUCUGCUGUCACCUGGUGUCACUGGAAACGCUGAAUCUUGCCCAAAACACCAUCACCGAGCUACCAGAUGAGGUGAGCUCUUUGAAUGCAUCUGAAGUGAACUUGAAUCAGAAUCGUCUCAAUUCUCUCAAUGCGGAUGCUCUUGCCAAAUGCCCUCACUUGAAAAUUCUCCGAGUUGAAGAGAAUUGUCUUGCCAAAAGUGAAUUCACCGUAAAUCUGCUAUCGCACUCCCCUGUCAGUAUUAUAAGUUAUUCGGGUAACAUCUUCCAAGAUCGAGAAUUCCAAGAUCUACCAGGUUAUGAGAAUUAUCAGGAGCGCUUUACUGCGACGCGACGAAAAAUGUGA